Molecule: messenger RNA, 6112 nt
Organism: Alosa sapidissima (American shad)
Lineage: Eukaryota; Metazoa; Chordata; Actinopteri; Clupeiformes; Clupeidae
Gene: tnpo2a
Product: transportin 2 (importin 3, karyopherin beta 2b)
Exons: 26
Coding region: 161-2830 (889 amino acids)
Biological process (GO): protein import into nucleus
Cellular component (GO): cytoplasm; nucleus
Molecular function (GO): nuclear import signal receptor activity; small GTPase binding
Source: RefSeq, a predicted model, not a curated record
UGAAAACUCGUGUGCAGUUGCAACAUUUCAGAAGACAGGGAGCCGUGCGUGAACACGAGAACUUGGCUGGAACGGCUCCACCGAUUUAUUAUAAUCAUACGCACGAUCCGGUUCAUAAAACGUUUGGUUGCUGGCCCUAUAAAACAAGAACACAACAAGGAUGGAAUGGCAGCCAGAUGAACAGGGCCUCCAGCAGGUCUUGCAGCUCUUGAAAGACUCCCAGUCCCCAAACACAGCCACACAAAGAGCAGUGCAACAAAAACUAGAACAACUGAACCAGUUUCCGGACUUCAACAACUACCUGAUCUUCGUGCUCACCAGACUUAAAACUGAAGAUGAGCCCACUCGUUCUCUGAGUGGUCUGAUCCUAAAGAAUAAUGUGAAGGCCCACUACCAGAACUUCCCUCCUGCCGUGGCCGACUUCAUCAAGCAGGAAUGUCUCAACAGCAUCGGGGACCCCUCCCCCCUCAUCCGUGCCACCAUCGGCAUCCUGAUCACCACCAUCGCAUCCAAAGGGGAGCUGCAGACGUGGCCUGAGCUGCUGCCUCAGCUCUGCACCCUGCUCAACUCUGAGGACUAUAACACCUGCGAGGGUUCGUUUGGAGCGCUGCAGAAGAUCUGUGAGGACUCUUCUGAGCUGCUGGACAGUGAUGCCCUCAACCGGCCGCUCAACAUCAUGAUUCCCAAGUUCCUACAGUUCUUCAAGCACUGCAGCCCCAAGAUCAGAUCUCAUGCCAUUGCCUGUGUGAAUCAGUUCAUCAUUGGCAGAGCACAGGCUCUGAUGGACAACAUUGACACCUUCAUAGAGAGCCUGUUUGCGCUGGCCACAGACGAGGACUCGGAGGUCAGGAAGAACGUGUGUCGGGCGCUUGUCAUGCUGCUGGAGGUCCGCAUCGACCGCCUCAUACCGCACAUGCACAGCAUCAUCCAGUACAUGCUGCAGCGUACCCAGGACCCUGAUGAGAACGUGUCGCUGGAGGCGUGCGAGUUCUGGCUCACGCUGGCGGAACAGCCCAUCUGCAAAGACGCGCUCGCAGGACACCUCGCGCAACUAACGCCCAUACUGGUCAACGGUAUGAAGUAUUCGGAGAUCGACAUCAUCUUACUCAAGGGCGACGUGGAGGAGGAUGAGGCCGUACCGGACAGCGAGCAGGACAUCAAGCCUCGUUUCCACAAGUCCCGCACGGUCACUCUGCAGCACGAGGGGGGGGAGGGAGAGGAGGGAGAGGACAUCGACGAGGACGACGACGACGAUGACGACACACUCUCCGACUGGAACCUACGGAAGUGUUCUGCGGCCGCUCUGGACGUUCUGGCUAACGUGUUCCGUGACGACCUGUUGCCCCACCUGCUGCCCCUGCUGAAGGGCCUGCUGUUCCACCCCGACUGGGUCAUCAAGGAGUCCGGCAUCCUGGUGCUCGGCGCCAUCGCAGAGGGCUGUAUGCAGGGUAUGAUCGCGUACCUGCCCGAGCUGAUCCCCCACCUGGUGCAGUGCCUGUCGGAUAAGAAGGCACUGGUGCGCUCCAUCGCCUGCUGGACGCUGAGCCGCUACGCCCACUGGGUGGUCAGCCAGCCGCCCGACCAGUACCUGAAGCCCCUAAUGACCGAGCUGCUCAAACGCAUCCUCGACGGCAACAAGAGGGUGCAGGAGGCCGCCUGCAGUGCGUUUGCUACGCUGGAGGAGGAAGCCUGCACGGAGCUGGUUCCCUAUCUGGCCUUCAUCCUGGACACGCUGGUCUUCGCCUUCAGCAAGUACCAGCACAAGAACCUGCUCAUCCUCUACGACGCCAUAGGAACCCUUGCAGAUUCCGUCGGACAUCACCUCAACCAGCCGGAGUACAUCCAGAAGCUGAUGCCCCCCCUCAUUCAGAAAUGGAACGAGCUGAAGGACGAGGACAAGGACCUUUUCCCCCUGCUAGAGUGUCUGUCGUCGGUGGCAACAGCGCUGCAGAGUGGAUUCCUGCCGUACUGUGAGCCUGUGUACCAACGCUGCGUCACUCUGGUGCAGAAGACCCUCGCUCAGGCCAUGAUGUACACUCAGCACCCUGAUCAGUACGAGGCGCCGGAUAAGGACUUCAUGAUCGUGGCGUUGGACCUGCUCAGCGGAUUGGCCGAGGGCUUGGGAGGACACGUGGAGCAGCUGGUCGCCCGUAGCAACAUCAUGACCCUGCUCUUCCAGUGCAUGCAGGACAGUAUGCCAGAGGUCAGACAGAGCUCUUUUGCGCUGCUUGGAGAUCUGACCAAAGCCUGCUUCCCCCAUGUCAAGCCCUGCAUUGCUGAGUUCAUGCCCAUCCUGGGCCUCAAUCUGAACCCAGAGUUCAUCUCUGUGUGUAACAAUGCCACGUGGGCCAUUGGGGAGAUCGCCAUGCAGAUGGGAGCGGAGAUGCAGCCCUAUGUGGCGCUGGUCCUUAAUAACCUGGUGGAGAUCAUCAACAGACCCAACACCCCCAAAACCCUGCUGGAGAAUACAGCCAUCACGAUUGGCCGGCUGGGCUACGUGUGUCCACAGGAAGUUGCUCCCGUGUUGCCCCAGUUCAUCCAGCCCUGGUGCUCAUCCUUGAGGAAUAUCCGUGACAACGAGGAGAAAGACUCGGCAUUUCGCGGAAUCUGCAUGAUGAUUGGUGUCAAUCCAGGCGGCGUGGUCCAGGACUUUAUCUUCUUCUGCGAUGCAGUGGCAUCGUGGGUCAGUCCAAAGGAUGACUUGAGAGACAUGUUCUAUAAGAUUCUGCACGGUUUUAAGGACCAGGUCGGGGAGGAGAAUUGGCAGCAGUUCUCAGAGCAGUUUCCACCACUACUGAAGGAGCGGCUGUCCACCUGCUACGGCGUCUAGCACACACACACUCCAGACACACGGCACGCCUGAGAGGGCCACCUGCAGAAGGAUGCUCCUCCAUGUCUGUGCUCAGCUUCCCUGACCGAGGGAGAGGGAUUGUGACGUCGCCACACACACACACACACACACACACACACACACACGUGCGCAUACAUACAUGCAUACACGCGCACACACACACAUAACCUCUCUCUGAUGCGUGUGUGUGUCUGUAAGGGGAGUGGGGAGGGGGGCGGAGUCUUGUUGUAAUGACGACACUGGGUUGGGUAAAUGACGACAUGGGAACGGGCGAGGGCUCCUGAUUGGCUCUCAGUUCUCCAUAUGGGUUAGAGGGGGUGUGGCCUCUGCCAAGGGGUUAAGGUGGGUGGGAGGGCAUGCAGGCAAUUAUCCUUCCAGCCAUAGCCACACACACACACACACACACACACACACAAUGUACUCAGGCGUGUGUGUGUGUCAUUCACUAGUCAAUAACAUGCCGCGCUAUUGGCUGGACUGUAGAGCCAAAAAUCCUUUAGCGCCCCCCACUGGCGGGCUUUAGGUAUUCCACAACCUCAGAUGCUCCUACAGGUGUCUUGUCUUUUCUUUUGGUAAAGGGGAGGGAGGGAGGGCAGCUAGCUCCACUCAUCUUUGUGCCGCUCAGUCGCUUGUGGCCCAUAUCCUGCAGGUAGCCGGUUCCCACCGGGGUCCACUCGGGCCCGGUUCCGGGGUCCACUGCUGUUCGUGACUUCACCCCCACCCCCCAUUUCAUGUAAUCCUCCUGUGGUCAGUGCACAUCACUCCUCCAGCCUGCAGGGGGCGAUCUAGACUGUUUUCUCUGCAGUCAUGCUGUUAGACGCAUUGUCAGUCCCCCCACACCACCCCCUGUUGCCUAGGAAACCUGAGACGAGUCCCUUCCCCUUGGCCAUGCUGUGGGCGGGGUCCCAGGGAGGAAAUGAGCAUCGUCAUAGCGACUGUUACCGUAGCAAUGCACAGGUGAUGAGUGGUAUCCAAGGGAGACCCAGCCGUGGUUCAGAGCCAAGGUGUGUGUGUGUGUGUGUAAGCGCAUUUGGGCCUUGGUAGUGGUUGUCCGCAGGUUUAGAUCAUUCUCCUCCGAUGUGAUGUGUGUAGCUCUGAGUACUAGUGGGCGGGUAAAUGCUGAGGUAGCGUGUGUGUGUGUGUCCUGAGAAGAUGUGUAUUGAAUACUUGAGAUUGAGCUCUGGGCAGACCUGGUCAGGUCCUCCGUCUGCAUGGGGGUCGGACGCCAACACUCUAAACAUGGUAGUCACAAUGCAAGCCCAUACUGUAGUUAACCACAAUCAACUCGCUGCUGCUGCUUUUUAAAGAUGUAUCUAUGGACUAAAUCAUCACAAUAAGGCAUCAAUAAGAUGGUUCCAGAAUGUUUUGUUUCAUUUUUUUAUUUGUUUUUUAAAAAUGCACUUUUUUUCUCUUUUUAAGGAAUUUCAGUUCUCCCCCCGUAGACACAUGUAGCCUAGAUUCCCAACUAGUCUCCGUUCACACAAUUCAGUAGGGAAUUGGGAUAAUAGAACCGUUUAGGGAAUUUCUUUCCGAAAUUUAGACAGUAUCCAACACGGAGACGAGAUGUUCUCCAGGAUGGCUUCAGGGUUCCUCACCCUCGUGUUCUAGUAAUGAGCAACCUUAACUCCUGACUGCAUCUGGUUUGUUCAUCUGUGAAGCAAACACAAAGAACAAAUAUUGUCCUAAAAGAACUGAUGUUCCUUAGUAGAACGUUGAGGUUCUAGGAGAGGAUCUGGUGCCAAGGAGUGUGCUGGAGCACCACAGUGCUGGGGCCUCUAGAACAGGCGAGGUGCGGUUCUAGGAGUGUGGGUGAGGACAUGAGGGUGCUGUUGGGCUUAGACUAGUCCUGCUCUGGGAAGGAUGGGUGGGGUCAGAGUUUACUCGGAGGUCAGAUGGUGUCCACUUCCACGCCUGCUUCUCCAUCUCCGUUUUUGAGAUCCGCUUCCGCUGUGGCUCUUCCACUCUCUGUUUUGGUAAUCCAGUUCAGAGGCUCUGCAGCUAAUCCAGUUCAGAGGCUCUGCAGCUAAACCAGUUCAGAGGCUCUGCAGCUAAACCAGUUCAGAGGCUCUGCAGCUAAACCAGUUCAGAGGCUCUGCAGCUAAUCCAGUUCAGAGGCUCUGCAGCUAAACCAGUUCAGAGGCUCUGCAGCUAAACCAGUUCAGAGGCUCUGCAGCAGCCCCCCGACCCAAUCUCUGGACGGCCCCCGACCCGAUCUCUGUGUGCCGGACGGUGCGCAUCAUACGGAUGGGUGCCACACCAAGGGCUUCUCAUGAAGGCUGCAGUUGGGCUAUCUGGCCUCCUAGGGGCCGUCGUACUUCACACUUUAGUUUAGCCGCCGCUGCUCACUGGAGCUGGAUAGUGGACACUUGACUCUCUUUUUGUGGUUAGUUGCUGUUUGAGCGCCACUCUUCCUCCUGGUGGCUUCAGGCGAGGGGUUGCCCCUGUAGACCACGUGCUACACUUUUCUAGGCAGCUUUCAUGUUCAGGACAACACCAGGUGGGUGGCGGCAGGUGUGGGAGGGGAGACAUCUCGUCUAAGGGCUGUUUGAUUACCUGUGGGGAUUCAGGAAACCCUUAGAGUGGGGGGGGGGGGGGGGGGGGGUAUAGAGCUGGUAGCAUCGUGCAUCUCUCUCUCUCAUUACUGUUGAAGACGUGACUCCCCCAACACAGAACCAGGAGAGCUUGCACCUCAUGAAAUAUGAAAUGAGAUUUUUGUUUUCCUUCCUUACAUGUUGACGAUUUUUUUUCUCCCCCUUUUAAAAGCGAAAUGCAGAAAAUGUUUAUUUUUCAUUUUUUUGUUAAAUUUACUUUUUUUUUUAACGUUUUAUUUAUGUUUUUUGCUUUAUUGUUUUCACAGUGUUUUAUAUUUUUAUUUUGUGCAGCCGUGCACAAAUUUUUUUUAGACUUUAAAAGUUUUAUUUUCCACUAAUGUUCUUUUUAUUUUAAAGAAUUUGUUUUGUUUUCGUUGUUUUAUAGCGGAUCUUAUUGUUUAGCUGUGCGCAGAUGGGAGCCGGGGGCUUGGUGCAGAACCUUGACAGCGGGGAUCGCCACCCAAACACUUCAGUUUCUUCCUGUUUAAUUACACCCCCAGUCUGACAGAUGCAUUCUGUGUUAUUUUUUUUUUUUCUUUCUUUUUCCCUCAACUGUGGUGCAAGUUCCAUGUAAACUUGUGUAUCAAACUUAGCAUUUCUAUUUUACUUCAAUAAUUGGGGAAUAAAAGGUUUUCUACCAAGCUAGAAAAUACAAACUCUCAGACUCUUA